Molecule: messenger RNA, 6596 nt
Organism: Culex quinquefasciatus (southern house mosquito)
Lineage: Eukaryota; Metazoa; Arthropoda; Insecta; Diptera; Culicidae
Product: probable WRKY transcription factor protein 1
Exons: 10
Coding region: 1220-6013 (1597 amino acids)
Source: RefSeq, a predicted model, not a curated record
GCUUUCAGUCGCGCGGUUCACGUUGCGUAGGUAACGUCCCGUAAACAAGUCCUUGUUGCCAAAGUGUCGAAGCCUUGGAACUAUGGUCGCGAUUUUUUCGGUGCUAAUUUGUUCAAUUAGAAAGAUUGCUAAAGUUAGUUAUCUUAUUGCCACCAGGUGCGGCCGAUAAUUUGGAAUCUGUUGCGCUAAAAAGCACGCAAAACAAACGACAAUCGCGCGAAAGGAGAAAAAACGAAAAACGCAAAAGAAAACAAACGAAACAGUGAAAAACAACGUAAAACGAAUAAUUACGACGAACAAGAUAACAAUUUACGACAGACGCCAAAAAGCAAAGAGAUAAAAAAGGGAAAAAAACACAAGAAAAGUGCUUUGUUUGCCAAACGAGAUGCAUUUUGCGUAAAGUAAGUGCAGUGAACGGAAUAAAUCAGAUCGGAGAUUGAAACAGAGGAAAAAAUGAGGAGUGAAAGAAAAGAAAAAAGUAAGAGAAAAAUGAGCCAUUUGACAGUGAAUCACCAAUCGUGAGUGAGUGAGACCGCAGCGGUGGUUUUUCGAUCGAUUUGCGCGCCUACCUGUUUGGUACUCCUCCGAGCCUCCUCUCUACCGCGCGGUGCAACGCGCUAUGGAAUGCUUCGACGUUGAUGAUGAUGUUGAGGACCUGUAGCCCGCGCGAGCUUGAGCCUGGCCCGUGAGUUCUGAAGUUGCCGCCGUCGCGCGUUCGUCAUCGACCGGCUUUGCUCCUCGCUGAACUACAGCGGAGAGGAGCUUUUGAUUAAGGUGCGAGGUCAUCCGUGCGCGUUUACCCAUUCGUUACAGUGAAUUACACCUUAUAGAGUGCCGCGGGUUCUAGGAGAUGACGAAGAAGUGUUCCUUGUCCCGGGGUAGAAACAACCACGCAACUAGUUUCUAGUGUGAUUGUGAUGUUGACGGCGACCUGCUGAAGAGAAGCGUGAUCGAUUUUGAGUGAUAAAAAUUACAUCCAAAAGAGCCUUGUGCCAUUUUUGUGCCAGUUAUACAGAAGAAAGUAGUCCAAGAAGUGUUUCAGUGAAGGUGCCAUAUCGGGGGAAAUUGGUCGACAGAACCAAAUUCAGUGAUAAAAGAGCAGUCUGUGAAGUUUAACGAGAAUCGACUCAAUCUGCAUGUAAAGCGAAUCGACGAGUGACGUGAAGAAUUAAUGAUCAAUUGCUAAUCGGUGGUGCUUUAAAACGGUGGCUACUAAAUAAUGGAAUACCAGACGAUGACAAUGGAUAACGACGGAGCCGAUAUGGCCAGGAACGUCGUCGUCCACGACGACGAAGAGUACGAAGCAUUGAUGCCGAAGCAGCGAUCGCCGGCGAGGUGCCCUGCCGAGGAAGUCGUCGGAGACCUGGACGACGACGAAGACGUCGGAGACUUCAAAGAGCGCUAUGAAUGUCGAUUCGAUGGCAGCUGGUCCGAUAACAACUUGAACGAGAAGCAAAACUACGCCGACCAGGAGAAGGAAGACCCCGUCUACGAGCAGCAACAGCAGCAGUACCGACCGCCGGAUCCGUUCCUCGAGAUUCCGGACCCGCCGGAGCACCUGGAGCUGCAGCCAUGCCCAAUUUGCGCGCGCAACUUUGUGCCAACCUCACUGGUCAAACACAUCGCCAUCUGUGAGCGGAUGCAGUCCAAGAAGCGCAAACCGUUCGACUCGUCCCGCCAGCGGCGCGAAGGAACCGAGCUGGCCUCGUACCUGCCGAAGAACUUUGGCCUGCCCCAGAACCACCCGCAGGCCCGCGUUUCCCCACCGAAAACGACAAACCCCGUUCGGAAGCUCAGCACAAGCAAAACGCCGACCCCUGAGCGGAAAGACUACAGCGGGGCAGGCAGCAACAACAACUCAAUGUCCACUUCACAAACGCUCGCCACAAUGUCUUCCUCCGGCGGGGGUGGCGGAGGAUCCAACACCCACCAAACCACAGCAACGGGUGCAACGACACCGCGACCGAUCCUGAAGCGCAGCCUGUCCCAGCAGAACGAACCCUGCCCGUACUGCGAGCGGUGCUUCGGCUUCAAGGCGUACGAUCGUCACGUCGAGUGGUGCCGCGAGAAGGCUCUGCUCAACAAGAACAUCCAGCACCACCAGUCCAGCGUCGCCAAAGAGAGGUUGCAAGCGAGGAUCCAGUACAAAGCACCGCAACUCAAAUCAAAACGUGCCUUAAACCGUGAGAAGUACUCCGGCAGUCUAAGCUGCGGUGGCUCCACGAGCAGUCUAGCCGAUUUGGAUCUGCCCUUCCCGCGACACCGGAGUCAUCUCAACUCGAUGAGCUCGUCUCUCUCCAGUGAUAACAAAUCCGACCACUCCGGAUCUCUGAAGAAGAUCCCCUCGAAUGACCCCGGCGCCGUUGGGUACGCCGGUGACCGGAGGGGAGGAACCCUCCCCGGGAAGAAGCGUGAAAUUAGGGCAAAUCUGCUAGAGAAUGAGAAUUUCAGGAACGACAGCAACAACAACAACAACCCAACCGGAAAGAUCUUCGGCAACAAUCUGCUCAUCCGGUCGACGCAGGACGUACGCCGCGAGAAGGAGCAGGCCGUUUCGGUGGAGCGCGUCGAGCGGCUCGAGCUCGUUGCGACGGGUCGCGCCGGAGAGCAGCGAGUUCCGCUGAAGCGUGGCGCCACCAAGAUUGUAAAGUGCAACAAGAGCGACGCUUCCUUCUUCGAUCCGCACAAGCAAACGAAGAACGCGCCGCCUCCUCCGUUGGCCGAACGAAGCUCGUUGAGCUGUACGGCGGCUUCCGGCAUCCAGAAUAACCCGAGCCAGGAAACGCUCGCCAGCAAGUCUAGCUUUGAAACUUUUGAGCAGUACUUUUACUACUACGAGAAGCAAAAUCGACAGAAGGAUCGCGACUUGGGUCACGAAGAGUACGAGGGGUUCGAGGAUGAAGAGUUGGAGAUUCCGUUUACGAACACUAUGAAGCGGACCAAGGGAAAGUCUGGGCAGUCUGGGAAGCGACGGGGUCGUCAUGGGGUGGCGCAGGGUGGGUUGGAGGAGGAUGACGACUUUGUGCCUCCGUUUUACGACUCGAACGAGUUGCGACCGAUCGUUGAUCGGUCCGGUGGUGGUGGUCCAGGAGGUGAAGGUGGUUCCGCUAGUCGCCGCAAGGGGUCGCGUAUUCCGAAGAAGGUCACGCUGCACCAAAUGCACCAAGAUUCGCAAGAUCCGUCCAGUGGUGGUGGGAAAAAUCACGCAAUGCUUCCUAAGCUGUUUUGUACGGAGCGGGUAGAGAGCUUCGAUUUGAGUCGCGAUCGGAACGAAAUCAUCCAUGGCUACACGCCGGACCGGUACGACCCGUUUUUGUCGGCGAAGCGGCAGCUUGAGGAGCUGUUCUCACCGACCUCUAGCUUUAACACUUCGACCAAACAACAACAGACUUCCAACAGCCGCGUGACGAGUCCGGCGACGCCCAGUCCGACACAGGCUAUGAGCAAGUCGGUUGUGGUUCCGGCGACGACCAAGACGACCUCCCCCAACAUGAACCUCUCCAACUUCCGACGCGCUUCGUCGCUGCGAAUGCCCCGCAAGGUGUCGCGGCCAAUGUUUAUCGAGAAGGCCAAAUCCAACAUCCAGAAGGGCAUCACGGACGACGGGCCGGUAUCGCCGAAUUUUUUGAAGUCGUCCGAGUACGACGAGAUUCCGAUCAAGUCCGUGUUCAACGCGGCACAAAUGGCGGAGAAGCCGAAAAUGCGCGACUCCAGCUCGGUUCGACGAAAUCUCAAGCUGGAUAUUAAAGAUCCGAACAUGCCCGCAACGGAUGUUCCGCUUUCGAAGACAGACUCGCUGGCGGUAUUUUUAAAGUACGAACACGAGCUUAACCUGCUCAUGAGCGAAAAGGAGAUGAAAGACAAGAGUAACAGCUUGAGCAAGCGGUCCGCUUCGCUGACCGGACACGAGCGAAAGGAGACAUACAGUCCGAGCGUGAACUGUAAAAGCAACGAGCGAUCGUCGCCGAGCGAAAAGGAAAAGCCCGAAAAGCCUGUUCAGGAGAUUCAACCGAUCAAGAAGGUCCCACAAAAGCUUGUUCCGAUCAAGCUUGAUCCAAUUAACAUAACCUACAACAACAACAACAGUAACAGCACAAGCAAACCUACGGUCAUCUCGCUGGACGCGAUCCUCGGCAAGAGCAGCACCAAACCAAAGGCUCCACCGGAGGAAAAGCUGAUGACCCGCAAAGAGUCCACCAACUACAUCGAUCCCAAGCUUAUCAACAGGUGCGACAACCUACCGAUCAUGGUCACCAAGCUGACCAAACCGGAGCUGAUCGAGACGAAGCCGACUGUGCCGGCGACGACCAUUCCCAAAGUUUCACCCGAACCUCCGAAACGGCUAAAUGGUACAAGUCCCGAUACUGAAGGUGGCGGUGGCAAAGCGACCGACAACCGCCUCAGCGACCUCAGUACAAAGAGUGACGACUCCAAACCGACGUUGACGCGACAAAACGGGACUUCAGCUUCGCGAAGUUCCGAAAGCAGCAGCAUCGGAGAUAGUAGUCGCGAGCCAAGUCCGCCGAGCCAACGCAGCGAACACAAACCGAACCAAGAUGCCAAAUCACAGUCGCCGGACUCGGGCGUUGAGCGAUCGACGCCCACCAAGCAGCCGGCGUCCACUCCAAUUGCCGUCCAGAAGCCGGAACGACCUCCGCUGCCAUCAUUUGACGACUUUGACUUUGAGGAGUUCAUCUCCUCGUUUGAAGACGAACGACGAUCCUUUCAGAAUGCCUUCUACUCUCGUAACGCGACUUCCAACAACAACAACAGUAGUACUAGUAGUUUCAACCAGCGUGUGACCAACAACAGUUUUACCGAUAACAGUGUGAAGAGUGCCGUGAAUGGUAGUAGUACUAGCAACAACAACAACAACACCAGUAGCCCUAGCCACUUUGCAGCAUCAAAACCCCUCACCAGCAGCCAAUCUUACUACAAACCUCUCAAUAUCAACGGUAGAUCUGAAGAAGAGGAGACCCGCCAGAAGUCCCCGCAAGUGCCGCCACGUCGACACCAACCGGCGCCGCCGCCGGAACAACCACCCAGCACGAUCCGGAACCUGCCCAGCAUUCAACCCGUCGUCGCCAAGACCCUUCCAGGAUCCCCAACCCCAAACAAUCCGAACUCCAUCUUCCCCUACGGACCACCGUCCAACGACACCAACAACAACAACAACAACAACUCCGUCAAGUCCAGCCCCUCAUCAACAUCGCGGCUUGGUAGCGGUAACAACAACUCGUUUAACAACUCUCCCCUAACAGCAACAACCCAUCAGCCAUAUCAGCAGCAGCACCAACAGCACACAACACUUUCGAAAACCACAUCCGCCACAAAUCACAUGAUUUCAGCUACUCCGUCGCCGCCGCCGCCGCCCCAACUGGCCAACUCAGCCGCCUCGACCGCAUUCCUGGACGAUCUGUCGCCGACCGAGCGGGAUCUCAUGAAGAGCGUCCAGGAGCUGGACCGGAUGUGCGAGUCGUCCUCGUCGAUGUACCCGGCGGACUCGGACGAAGUUUCGAGCGUGGAGGGCUAUCCGCUGUCGGGAGGGGGAUCCAGGGACGGUGGGCAGCGCGGUCAUCGGCCCUCCGAGGGAUCCAAGUUUAGCGCCGAUUCGGCGUACGGCAGCAGUCUGUCCCGGCAGUCACCAAACCAACAGGACUCGCACCAUACGCACACGGUCCGCCGGACGCAUCAUCACCACCACCACCACCGAGGAGGUGCCACUAGUCAACAGCAGCAGUUGCUCCUGCAGCAGGACGCGUUCGACAAUUCGAGCGGUUCCGAGUCGUCUCUGCCGCCGAUUACGACGGCCACCCUCAAGGCGCAAAAGAUUGAGCUGCACUCGCACGGCAGCAGCACGAAGCUCGCGGCGGGACCCACUGCAACGGCCGCCGCCGCAGCCAUGGCGGCCAGCCAAAUGUCCAAGUUUUGCCACGAGUGCGGGUCGCGCUUUAUGAUCAGCACGGCCAAGUUUUGCAUGGAGUGUGGCGUCCGGCGGAUCAUGCUGGACUAGAGAGAGACUACUUUGUUAUCAAUAUGUAUGUGUCUGUGAACAAUAAAAAUUUUCGUUUGUUUUGCCCCUUAUUUAUCACACUUGAACCGCACACAGAUUAUCAUUUUCAUCAUUUUUUAAGUUACCGAACCUAAUUGAGCUGAUCCGCUGAAACACUGCAGAACAUAGGCCCCAAAAAAAAAACAUUAACAAGACUGAAUCUGUAAACAUCUGAACAAGAGUUUAGGAGCCAAUGAGGAAAAAUAAAAGAAAAGUACUAACAAGAAGAAGCAGUAAACUUAAUUUUCUAAUGCAUAAUUGAUUGUUAAAAGAUCCCCACACGAGAUCAGAACAAGAAUUCGAGGACGACACGUAGGGAACAAUAGAGCCAAAAGGUUCGAACUUUCGUUUACGUACUAUUUAUAAUGCACUAAUUUGCAAACUUGAACCUUUGAACAAACAUGAAAAAGUAGGCAACAAUGAUGCGAUUCAAAAACUGAAACAAAAACUGUCUGUUUAUCAAGAGGAAACGAUACCCAAUGUUUAACAAUGCAUUUUAACACAGUCUAACACAGAAGUCAAUACAUUUAAAAGUUGAAUAAAA